Messenger RNA from Agrilus planipennis (emerald ash borer), 2609 nucleotides. RefSeq names its product DNA ligase 1 (gene DNAlig1). Gene Ontology annotation, cellular component: mitochondrion; nucleus. The record is from RefSeq and is a predicted model, not a curated record. Gene Ontology annotation, molecular function: ATP binding; DNA ligase (ATP) activity; DNA binding. The coding region runs from base 118 to 2556 and encodes 812 amino acids. Gene Ontology annotation, biological process: lagging strand elongation; DNA biosynthetic process; DNA repair. NCBI's taxonomy places the organism in Eukaryota, Metazoa, Arthropoda, Insecta, Coleoptera, Buprestidae. The transcript is spliced from 8 exons.
UUAAACGUCAAGAAACCGUUAAAAUAUGGUAAACUUUGCGGGAAAAUUGCACAAAUGGGUGUUUUAUAAUUAUUUUUCUUUACUUGUAGAUAAUUCUUAACUUAAAAAGUUAAAAAAAUGUUUCAACCUGCCAUAACGUCAUUUUUCACCCGUAAAUCGGCUGAUAACGAAAACAAGAAAGACAGUGGGAAGGAAAACGAAACCGAGAAAGAAACUUCAAAAUCAGUCAAAAGCAAAAAGACCAACAUCGAAGGUAAUGAAGCAGCUACAAGUAGGAGUGAUGGUACAAAUGUCGAAGAUAAAUUAAAAACUGUAGGCAGUAAAAGGAAAAGAAUUGCAGUGAUUGAUUCAGAAUCUAGUGAAGAAGAAAGUGGCACAGUUGAAAAACUAAAUAAAAAAAAUAAUAACAUAAACGGAACUAAUAGUGAAACAUCUGAAAAGUCAAAACCCAAUACUGAUGAAAAAGAAAACGAAAUAGACGAAACAGUUAAUAGCAAUAAGGAUGGGAACACAAGUAAAAAACAGAAAACUGAAGUUUUUAUGAUGGGGUUGAACAAAAAUGAAAAAGAUGCAGAGAGUAAAACAGAAAAAGAUGGAAUAUCAUACAACCCUUCCAAGUCCAAAUACCAUCCUAUUAACGACGCAACUUGGAAAUACGGAGAAAAGGUCCCAUACCUGGCGCUUGCAAGAACUUUAGAAGAAAUUGAAAAUAUAUCGGCAAGAUUAAAGAUAAUUGAGAUUCUGAGUAAUUUCUUUCGCUCAAUAAUCGUCCUAAGUCCUGAAGACCUUUUGCCCAGCCUUUAUCUAUGUUUAAACAGAAUUGCUCCUGCUUAUGAAAAUUUGGAAUUGGGUAUAGCUGAGACUAGUUUAAUUAAAGCAAUUGCUCAAUCAACUGGUCGAACUGUUGCACAAAUAAAAGCAGAUGCCCAAAAAGUAGGCGAUUUAGGACUUGUAGCUGAACAGUCUAAGACCAAUCAAAGAAUGCUUCAUCAACCGGCGCCUCUAACAAUCAGACAAGUCUUUGCAAAUCUGAAAGAGAUCGCCAAAAUGACUGGACAAACGUCGCAAGGAAAGAAAAUUGAUAAAAUCAAAUCGAUGUUUAUCUCUUGUAAACAUUCUGAAGCUCGUUUUUUAAUACGUUCUUUGGCUGGCAAAUUAAGGAUCGGGCUCGCCGAACAGUCAGUCCUGCAGGCUUUGGCUCUAGCAUGUGCAACAACACCCCCACAUCAAUCAUAUCCCCCUGAACGUCUGGAUCUCUCAAACAAGUCAAAUUUCAAAGAAAAAUACGACGAAUUGGCUCUUAUAUUAAAGACCACUUAUUGUGAGUGUCCUAAUUAUGAAAAAAUCAUACCAGUUAUCCUACAAGAAGGAAUAGAAAAGCUGCCAGAAAAAUGCAAGCUAACCCCCAGCGUUCCAUUGAAACCCAUGUUAGCGUUUCCAACAAAAGGAGUUCACGAGGUAUUAAAACGGUUCGAGGGUUUGAAAUUCACUUGCGAAUGGAAAUACGACGGUGAGAGGGCUCAGGUACAUCUCUCCGACAACGGAGACGUCUUUAUAUACAGCAGAAACCAGGAAAAUAACACAACAAAGUAUCCUGAUAUCGUGUCGCGAUUGGAGACCAUUAAAGGCGAGAAUGUCAAGAGCUUUAUUCUGGACUGUGAAGUUGUUGCUUGGGAUACAGCAAAUAAAACUAUUUUACCAUUCCAAAUUCUCAGCACCAGAAAAAGAAAAGACGCUGUAGAGGAAAAUAUCAAAGUGCAGGUGUGUCUCUUUAUGUUCGACUUGUUAUAUUUCAAUGGGGCCCCUCUCGUUCGCGAACCUUUUAUCAAAAGGCGAACAAUUCUUCGAGAUAACUUUAAAGAGGUCGAGGGUCAGUUCCACUUUGCGAAGAACCUCGACACUACUGUUAUCGAAGAAAUUCAAGACUUUCUGGAGGAGAGCGUAAAAGGCAAAUGCGAAGGACUUAUGAUUAAAACGGUCGAAGAAGAAGCUACGUACGAAAUCGCAAAACGAUCUCACAAUUGGUUAAAGUUGAAAAAAGACUACCUCGAAGGGGUGGGCGACACCCUAGAUGUUGUGGUUAUUGGAGGUUACUUGGGAAAAGGAAAACGAACGGGAACCUACGGGGGCUUCUUACUUGCCUGCUACGACAAGGAGAACGAAGAAUAUCAGAGCAUCUGUAAAAUUGGAACAGGAUUCUCUGAUGAAGUGCUCCAAACUCAUACCGAAUUUUUGAAGAAGCACAUAAUAGAGAAACCCAAGCAAUACUACAGGUUUGAUCCGAAUAUAGAGCCUGAUCACUGGUUUGACGUCGUCCAGGUGUGGGAAGUGAAAUGUGCAGACCUCAGCUUGUCUCCAGUUCACAGGGCAGCAAUUGGAAUUGUUGAUCCUGAAAGGGGCAUAUCUUUGCGGUUCCCCCGUUUCAUUCGGAUUCGUGACGAUAAAACCGUCGAGGAGGCCACAUCGGCUGAUCAAGUCGCGGAAAUGUAUAAUAACCAAGAUCAAAUUAAAAAUCAGACCGAAUCUACUGCUACUGCUGAUGAAGAUUUCUAUUAAAAUAGUUAUUAUUUAAAAUAAACAUUAUUUUUAAUACAGUUUGCUUUACUUGU